Molecule: messenger RNA, 1162 nt
Organism: Odocoileus virginianus texanus
Lineage: Eukaryota; Metazoa; Chordata; Mammalia; Artiodactyla; Cervidae
Product: dihydrodiol dehydrogenase 3-like
Biological process (GO): doxorubicin metabolic process; progesterone metabolic process; prostaglandin metabolic process
Cellular component (GO): cytosol
Molecular function (GO): aldose reductase (NADPH) activity; androsterone dehydrogenase [NAD(P)+] activity; bile acid binding
Source: RefSeq, a predicted model, not a curated record
UAUAACCUGUGAAGGCUGAAGAAAAGAUCAGUCUGCUUAUUCAGAGGUGAAAUAGGCAAUGGAUCCCAAAGGCCAGAGAGUAAAGCUUAAUGAUGGCCACUUCAUUCCUGUCCUGGGAUUUGGCACUGCUGUACCUCCAGAGUUUCUUAAGAGUGAAGCUCUGGAAGUCACCAAAUUCGCUAUAGAGGUUGGGUUCCGCCAUAUUGACUGUGCUCAUCUGUACCGAAAUGAAGAAUACGUUGGCCAGGCCAUUCAAAGCAAGAUUGCAGAUGGUACUGUGAAGAGAGAAGACAUAUUCUACACUUCAAAGGUGCUGCAUGCUGUGUGUUUAACAUGUGUGCUACUUUGGUGCACUUUCCUUCGACCAGAGUUGGUCAGACCAGCCUUGGAAAAAUCACUGAAAACUCUUCAACUGGACUAUGUAGAUCUCUAUAUUAUUCAUUUUCCACUGGCUGUGAAGCCAGGGGAGGAAUUAUUUCCAAAAGAUGAAAAUGGAAAACUGAUAAGUGACUCAGUGGAUCUCUGCCACACGUGGGAGGCCCUGGAGAAGUGUAAGGAUGUAGGGCUGACCAAGUCCAUUGGGGUGUCCAACUUCAAUCACAAGCAGCUGGAGAAGAUCCUGAACAAGCCGGGACUCAAGUACAAGCCCGUCUGCAACCAAGUGGAAUGUCACCCUUAUCUCAAUCAGAGCAAACUGUUGGAUUUCUGCAAGUCACAUGAUAUUGUCCUUGUUGCCUAUGGUGCUCUAGGAUCCCAACGAAUAAAAGAAUGGGUGAACUUGAACCUCCCCGUUCUCCUGGAGGACUCGGUUCUUUGUGCCAUUGCCAAAAAGCACAAGCAAACUCCAGCUCUGGUGGUCCUUCGUUACCAGAUACAACGUGGGGUUGUGGUUCUGGCCAAGAGUUACAACAAGAAGCGAAUCAAAGAGAACAUACAGGUGUUUGACUUUGAACUGACUCCAGAAGACAUGAAAGCAAUCGAUGGCCUCAACAGAAAUAUAAGAUACUAUGAAUUUCUUAUUGGUGUCGGUCAUCCUGAGUAUCCAUUCUCUGAAGAAUAUUGAUCAACUUACUGUGGUUCUUUGAUAACUUCUUACUUCUGGGGUGGUGAAUAAUUUUGUGCUUGAUGAAGAAGUUUAAAUAAAGGGUCUGAACUUCUGAAA